Messenger RNA from Cantharellus anzutake, 1683 nucleotides. RefSeq lists its product as uncharacterized. Gene Ontology annotation, biological process: cleavage in ITS2 between 5.8S rRNA and LSU-rRNA of tricistronic rRNA transcript (SSU-rRNA, 5.8S rRNA, LSU-rRNA). NCBI's taxonomy places the organism in Eukaryota, Fungi, Basidiomycota, Agaricomycetes, Cantharellales, Hydnaceae. Gene Ontology annotation, cellular component: nucleus. The record is from RefSeq and is a predicted model, not a curated record. The transcript is spliced from 4 exons. Bases 1 to 1683 code for a protein of 560 amino acids. Gene Ontology annotation, molecular function: polynucleotide 5'-hydroxyl-kinase activity.
AUGAGCCUGUGCCCUGCUUUGUCUGGGGGGAAAUGUGCUGUUCUUCUCAUCAAGCCUGAUGAAACUUUGUUUUUCGUCGGCAAGAUACGUUUGGUCCUACUUCAUGGAUCUGUCUCUAUCAUGGGGACAAUUAUCAAGCCAGGAUUUUUUGUUCACAACGUUUUUGCUCCAAGAACCCAUUCGUUGCCUCCAAUCACCGGCCGUGAACUCGAGGAAAGGACAAGCAAUUUUUCCGAUAUGUUUCCGGCCAGGAUUCUGCAUUACCUUGACCCUGUGCAUUCAGUUCUCGCGUUGGGCAGCGACACGAGCGGAAUCGAUCUUCUUUCACGUUUGUCUUCCUCAUAUGAUGUUCUUUUCAAAGUAGAUCACUCCAAUACCGAAUCAAUCCUGGCAGGCUUUUAUCCAUUACAGUGGAUUCCUUCCAACGUUAAUAUUCUCAGAUUCCCCAGCAGCUGGACCAAUGCUUUGCGAGCUGCCGCUGAUUGGGAUUUUUCAUCUACUGCGCAACUUGAUCUUGUGGCUCGCCCCUUUGUUGGUCUCGUCAAAGGUGGAAAGGGCGUAGGGAAGAGCACUUUCGCCCGAAUGCUACUGAAUACUCUACUUACGAGAAAUGAACGAGUGGCUUUUCUUGAUUGCGACAUAGGGCAGUCCGAAUUCACCCCAGGAGGACUCGUCGGCAUACAUGUUCUUGAUCAUCCGAUUUUUGGGCCGCCAUUUACUCAUCAAUCAUGGCCGUAUAAAGCCCAUUUUAUAGGUUCUUACUCGCCCGGUCAACACCCGUCGCACUAUAUUUCAUGCAUUGCUGAUCUUCUGGAAGCUUAUCGCCUAGAUAUCCAGUUCUACGAGAAGGAUGAAGAAAUGCACUCCGUUCCAUUGGUCGUUAAUACUCAAGGUUGGAUUAGAGGCCUAGGCGGAGAGCUCUCGUCGCAGAUCGAAAGCAUGGCAUCUCCUUCCCAUUGUUUCGACUUUGAGGGUGGCGAGGAUGUGGCGAUGACCCGGACACCUGGAUGGUCAUCGCGGAGCUCGUCCUCUCGAUCACAUACAUUGUGGUUGGCCCCUCAACGACGUCCAAAUUCGCGAUACACGAGUGCGGACCUGCGGAAUUUAUCCGUGAUGUCCUACUUGCAUUUUUCCCCACUCCGCAAGCCACUUUGUGCUAUGCCUCCGUGGGAAAUCAACACUGUUGUCGCAUAUGAUUCAAUCCGGUUGUUAGGGAAUGGGGGUGAAGAUGUGGAGACCGGUGUCAUCAGCGACGCACUUAGAGGCGGGCUCGUUGGCCUGAUCGUGGACUCCGCGAGCGAAGCCCUCCCGAGGAAGGGGGAUCUGUCGAUUCCGUACGAACGAUCGGUUUCGUUCCCUUCGCCAUCGACAUCUCGGUGUCUUGGGCUUGGGGUUGUUAGAUGGAUAUCUGGAGACGCCAGAACACUGCAUAUGGUGACGCCGCUGCCCGGAAAGGAUCUGGCGAGCUGCAGAUGCAUCGUCAAAGGCGAUAUGGAAUUGCCACUUUGGGCAUUUCUACCAUACGCAGUUGACGAUUUGGAUAGUAAGAGCGAUUUAGAGUCCCAAUUUGUGAAUGCGCCAUUUUUGGUUUGGGGCACCACCAGUAGCACAGGAGCGGGGGAGGGAAUUUGGAAGAGACGAAGUGUUCUGCGUCGCAAUUUGCGCGUUACAAACAAGGGCUAA